Molecule: messenger RNA, 1244 nt
Organism: Rhipicephalus sanguineus (brown dog tick)
Lineage: Eukaryota; Metazoa; Arthropoda; Arachnida; Ixodida; Ixodidae
Exons: 4
Coding region: 3-1073 (356 amino acids)
Source: RefSeq, a predicted model, not a curated record
GCAUGGGGGCCGCGGCGGAGGCGGCCCUGCUGUGCACCACGGUUGUGCGCGAAAUUAUCCUUUGCCUGUCGGUGGAAGACCUCUUCAACUUCGCGCGAUACGAUCCGCUUUGGGAAGAGCUCGCCUUAACACUGCUCAGCAAGAGGCUUCGGUUUUUCCUCCUGUGCGAGGACAAAAUUGAAUCUCCAUUUGUGAGCAAGGAGCUGACGGAGGAACUACGUUUUCGUCUACGCGUUGCGGAGCGAGCAUCUCGCAGGCCGGCGCUGGGGAUAGCCUUCUGCUCAGGCAAACGAUAUGACGUCAGCGCCCUUAGUUCCUGUUUUCCGCCUGAAGUGAGCGUCGUGCGCAUCGAUGUGCGAAGUCCGAUUUGGGUUCAGCACGCACACGAGGAGUGUCGAGCAGGCUGCCUGGGCGUUCUCGUGCUAUUCGAUGUGCCCGGUGCCAUAUUCGAGUGCGAGUGGUCGCCGUUCGUGGCCUGCAGGCAACCGGCUGCUAAGGCUGCUCUAUUCAACCGCUUGAGGCGAACACUGCGACCCGACUGCCUCAAGCCGGUGUACCAGCACCCGACCGAGGAUUCCCCAGCCCGCUUCGCUCUUUACGCCACGAGCGCCUUCUCGAAGACGGUGUUCAAGAACUCGCAGCGGAUGGACCGCAUGGCCAGCUGCGUCAUGUGGACAUCGUGCCUCCGGGUGCUCAGUCCUCCCUCCCGAAGCCGCUUCCUUCCUCACGCCUACUGGGGCGCCAUGAUCUUCGGCGAUAAAGUUCGGGCGACCACCGUCAAAUUCAGGGAGCGGACGUCGCUGCUCCAAAUGUUCGAGCACCUGGAAGAAGUUCGCUGCGAGUUCGGCACCCUCCAGAACGCCCUGGUUCUGGUGAUGCAAGAAAACGACCUUGACACGUCCGUGAUGCAAGCGGUGUGCAGCGUCUUCACCGGUGCGGCCGCUAUUGUGGGAACUUCGUGUGGCCUAAGCCUCGACGAGAACAUGUUCGUCGCUACCGAACCGAGCGAAGAAUCAGAAACUUCGGAAAAACUUACAAGUACUCUCGUUGUGGCCCUGCUGGAUACCGCAUAGACGUAGAUUAUUUUUGUCUUUGUCACCAUGACCAUUGGUAUGGCCAAAUUAGGCGACGUCCGCCGAGACGCCAAUAAAUUAACGCGGCUAGCGGUCCCCCAUGCGAUGAACAAGCCUCCUAUGCGCUGCCAUAACUCGGACCUUGUCUUCGAAAUUGUAGAUUCUCAAAUC